This is a messenger RNA of Saccostrea echinata, 3259 nucleotides long. RefSeq names its product ELKS/Rab6-interacting/CAST family member 1-like. The record is from RefSeq and is a predicted model, not a curated record. NCBI's taxonomy places the organism in Eukaryota, Metazoa, Mollusca, Bivalvia, Ostreida, Ostreidae. The transcript has 11 exons. Bases 421 to 2052 code for a protein of 543 amino acids.
UCCAUACAUGUAAAUUUUUUCCUUUGAUAUGUCUAGAAUAUCAUCAACCUUUGGCAAACAAGCAAGUUUAAAGUCGUCACCGAAACACACUGGAGGUUUGUAAGCUUGAUAUUAUACAGAAAAAGGAUUCACCAUCCUCUGUAUGUUCGCAAUCAUUGCAUUUCAACACUGACAGCUGAUCUGCACUUUUGACAUUAGGUACAUAACAUAGUUUUGUGUGUCUGCAGCAAAAGAUGUUAUAGAAUAUAUGGUACAGUUGAUUGAAAGGCUAUCAAACAUACAUUGUAGAAACACGAUUUUUUUUUCUUGGUGUCAGGAAGGAACAGUGUUGUGCAUGUUGUACAUGAAGGUACAUAUUUGGCACAAAGCACAUUUCUGAAACAUUUGCUUGCUUGACUACUAUCUGUGACCUAAUUAAACAUGACUGAGCGAGGGAGAAUAAGUGAGCCAAUUGGUUCACAGAGUCCUGAUGUGAUUGAAUGGAGCAGGUCACUCCGAAGUCCCUCACCAUCUCGUCAAAAUUUGAGAUCUCGUAGUCCCUCACCAUCUCGACUCACCAGUGCUCGCUCUCUUACGUCUAAGAAAGGUUCCUAUCUGACUGAUGUCCAGCACUCAGUUCCAACCAUGUCCAGCAAGAAAGCCCAGAAAACUAAUAAUAACCUCAGAAAGAGUACUGGUUCCCUGGCUGCUACCCUGGGAGGGUCCGGAAGCUUGAAGACACAGAGAAGUACAAUGCUGGAGAAUGUGGAAGGGGAGUACAUCAAAAAUCUCCAGCAGCAAAUCUACUUCUUAGAACUGGAAUCAAACUAUUUAAGAGAACAGCUGAAAAAAGCCACAGAAAUGCAUCCUAAGAUGACUGCAGAGGCAGAGAGAAUGCUGACAAAACUCAGGUCCAUGCAGCUGGAGAUUGAUGAUCUACAGCUGGAGGUCAAAAGAAAAGAAACAGAUAUAGCUUUAUUGAAAACAGAGAAAGAGAAAAUCAUGGAGAGACUGGCAGAUGAAGAAGCUUCCAGGACACGGGACAAGAGAAUGUUGAUGGAUGAGAUUGUCCAGCUAAAGAAGGACAAAGAUGUAAUGGAGCGUGAAAUUGCUAAGCGAGAUGCACAGCUGAUGGAUGCUAAAUCAGAACUGGACAAAAGCUCUACAGCACUGAAAAAUGCAGAACUCAAAAUUGACACUCUAAGAACUCAGCUAGAACAACGAAUUGAGGCCCACAACUUAGCUCAGAUCGCCUUGGAUGAGAAGCGCUCCGAGCUGCUAAGUAUGGAGACUCAAAUGAAAGAAGUGGAGGAUAAGUAUUAUAACCAGACACUACAACUACAGGACAAGGUCGCCAGUGAUCUCAAGGAAGAGAUCCAACUUCUGAGACAAAAGUUUAAAGAGACAGAAAUGGCAGCUGACCAAGACCGAUUCCUGAAAGUCAAGCUUACAGAAGACAGUACCAAUCUUGCCAGAGAAAAUGCAGCACUGAACCAGCAGAUGAUUGACUUAAAGAAACAGUUAGAAAGAGAGAAGGCUUACAGAGAGGCCACAGAAUCUCGUCAGAAUCAGAGCAUUUCAGAGUACGUCCAGAUCAAAGACAGGGAGAAAGAGGUUCGCUUUGAGUUGCAACAUACACAGGAACUAUUGAAAAAAGAACAAGAAAAAUCCCGGAACCUUCUAGAUCAGCUGACAAAGUAUGAAUCUCUAGCGACAACACGUGAGUUAGAGGUGAAUACUAGUAGGAGUCGAGUGGUGGAGCUUGAGAGCUUACAUAGCAGUGUGGACAAGGAGAACAUGCAGCUACGCAAAGAUAAAGUACUACUGGUGGACCAUGUGUCUGAGCUACAGAGGAAGCUUGAGCAGAAAGACAAAGAGAUAGUUCUGUUGAGGACACAGGUGCAAACUAUGGAGGUCAAACUCAAGGACCUUGAGCAUCUGAAGACACUGGAGUCCACGGUCCAGAGUCAAAAGUGGGAGGAGUUUGAGAAGCUGGCCGAGAACAUGAGGACCCUGUCCCACUCAAUGGCCCACUCCCCCUCUGUGUCCACGUCCCGGGUCAUGCAGUACUGAGGUAUCAGGGUCACAAAUGUUGUUAUGCAGUUAAAGGUCUAGUAGGAAUGAUGUAGGUUGUAUUGUUGGUUGUUUAAAGAGAAUCUGAAGAAUUACAAGUACUAAUUAUAAUUAAUAAGCAUGAUAUUUAUGAAAGUAAAAUAAUACAUUUAGUUAUUAAGACUGCUUUAAGUAAGAUUUUAUUGAAAAUAACCAAUUUCUUGUUAAAAACAGAAGUCAUGUGAUGAAAAGUUUUAUCGCUGUACAAAGGUGAAUUUAUAAUGUUGAACUUUUAUUUAUGAACAUUUUUUUAUACAUGAUGAAAUGUUAAACAAGACAUUACUUAUGUACAUUUUUCUGGGAAAUUAUAAAUGUUUUAGUUCAGAAAAAUUGUACUUCACAUUUUAAAGACAUGCCUUGACAAGCUAAAUUUAGUAGAAGAUUGUAUACAAGUAUAAUUUAUAUUAAAAGCUUUUCACAUUUGCAUAGAAUUCAAAUGAUCCAGUACCCCCAUUCAAUGGACAAUACAUAUACACCUUACGUUUGAAAUAAGUUACAUCUAUUUUUAUGAGGGAACAAAGGUUUCUGGUAGGUAGCUUUUUUAAAAAAAUAUAUUUUAAGAGAUAUGAUUUUGUUUAAAACAUAUAUUACAUAGGAGCAAAUGUAGUAUUACAAUUCUGUAAUUAUAACCUUUUCAUACAGAGUGUAUAAUUAGAAUAGAAUACAAUAUUUUUAACAGAUUAGUUCUAUAUGAUUAAAUUUAUUCUGUACGAGUAUAAUUUUAAGAAUUUCUUUAAUAUAUUGAGAAUUUGCAUUAGUAAUUAAAAAAAAACUAAGACCAUAUACCAGUACACCAAUAUUGAUUCAUUAUAAAUGCUUUUUUAACAUCUUUUGCACUGCCAAGGGUAUGAACGAAGGUAUUGAGAGCAGACAUGUCUUCAAUUUGCUUCUUCUUUUCUGUAAGAAUUAUUUUGGCACAUUCCAUUAAGUGAAUGAAAGUUGAUUUAAAGUAACGAGCCUAAUUAUAACUGCUAUUAAUUGUUAAUUUAGAGUAUUAUAAUUAUUUUAGUUACUGUGAUAUUAAUUAACGUUUUAUUUCUGUGAUAAUCUCACUAUUCUGUGAAGUAAUUAAUCCAUCCAGGUUUUACUUAUGUCCUCUGUAUAUCUUUUAUUUAUUGCUAUGAGAGUAUGUAUGGGAAGACAGAAAUAAACAUCUGAAAUCAAAUUA